Molecule: messenger RNA, 3118 nt
Organism: Musca domestica (house fly)
Lineage: Eukaryota; Metazoa; Arthropoda; Insecta; Diptera; Muscidae
Product: protein tipE-like
Exons: 2
Coding region: 1100-1939 (279 amino acids)
Biological process (GO): regulation of sodium ion transport
Molecular function (GO): sodium channel regulator activity
Source: RefSeq, a predicted model, not a curated record
CUUUUUUGUUUUCCAAAUUCUCAACAACACUGGCAACAUACAAUCCUCAAAAGUUAGCAAACACGACGACGUCGUUUGCGUCGCUGACGCUACGGCUGCCCCUGCUGCUCAGCGUUCUGUUCCCCGUGCAGCCGGCAGCACCAACGUCGUCGUCGUCACCCCAGCCAGCGCAUCGGCAUCGGAACACUCGGAGAGUCCGAGUAGCAACACCAACACCAGCAUCAUUCAGACUUCGGCAGCCAUACACAAACAUAACAGUAACGACGACGACAACAUCAACAUCUCGCCCACUCCCACCCCCAUUCCCAGCAACAAGACCACCAACGCCGCACAACCCACCACCUGCACAACAGCAGCAACAGCAACACCAGGUUCCGUAUCCAUCUCAACAGCAGCAGCAACAACUCAAGCAUCCGUCCCCACCACCUGCCCCCCAUCUGCAGGAGCGACAACAACAAAAGCAUCCAAAAAUAAGAGAACCACAAGAUUUGCCACUGAAAAGCGAGACGCCAGCGACGAUAAUAACAUUACACCACUGGAACCCAUUGUCGUCACCUGCUCACCCUCACCCACAGCCGCAACAACUGCCAGCAACAGCAACACCGCCGUCGUCGCCGCCGCCGCCGUCAUUGCCGCCUCCUCGGCCAGCACGAGUAAACGCUCGCCAACGUUUACAGCUGUUACAUCUCCCGGCCAGCAACAGAGCUCUGUUAGCCAUCAACAGAGCCAUAACACCCCCACAACAGAGGCUGUGUGUAUCCUCGGAGGCGGUGGCGGCGUAGGCCCACUUCCGAAAUCGGUCACUGCAUCGUAUCUGCGCUGUGCAACGUGUGACGACUUGAGGAGGCAGCAAUAUCCUCCCCGUUAUUCUCUGAGUGGUGCUGGUGGUGGCACGACCAGGGGUGGCAAGGCAUCAUCAUCAUCGUCGGCAUUUGCUGCAACCAACAACACGUCUACGUGCCGAGAGUGCGCUGUUGCUGCAGCUGCAGUGUCGACAUCAUCAUCGUCGGCUGCUGUCGCUGGCGCUGGUGCUGGUGCUGCUGCUUCCGGAGACUAUCAACAUCACCAAAAUAAUCGCCCUGUGUGCACGGACAAUAAUAUGAGGAGUGGCAGUUCGGAAUUACUACUCGAGCAGCAACAACAAGAGUUACGGUUACGUAAACUACGAGAACUGGCUCCGAAAAAGAAAAAUGGUAACCGGCGCUUUCGUUCGUGGCGCGAACGUGCCCGCUUUUACGCUACCUCCACACUCGCCUUCUUCUCGGUGACCGCCGGUGCCUCGCUACUGUUCCUCGUGCCCCUCUACGUCGAUCCGGCGAUAUCGACCCUCAGCCACGACUUCAUCGAGAAUCCCACGCUCUGCACCACAUCGCGCCGCGAAGAUCUCGUCGGCAUCUUCAACUGCUCGUGGAGCUCGUGCCGCGAGGGCUGCACCUCCGAUCUAUACAAGUGUGUUCAUAUCUAUGUGACGUUUAUCGAGGACAAUAUCACGAUACCCGAGAACAUGACCGACUACACGAACUACACGGCCGACUGGACGCAGUCGGACGAGGCGACGCUGCUCGUCAACAUCAAGGGCUGCGGCUAUCCGCCCACGGUGACGUGCAAAACGUUCAAUGCAUUUUACGGCGUCGAGGGCGCCAUCUAUCCAUGCUACUAUUCGCGCAAAAACAAAACGGUCGUUCUCACGUCGUACAGUCACGACGACCAGGUCCACGUGAUUGUCCACUUCUUCGCCGUGCCAUUUGUGAUAACACUGAUCUCAUCGAUAGCUUUGUGCAUCAUGCACUGUGACUGCCGCUGCAAAAAGGAUCGCAGCCAUCGGCGCAAUCGGCCGCAGUGCCGAAGGCCGCGAAUUGAUAAUUUAAGUGAUACUUCAAUAUCAACCCGUGUGGAUAUGCUGACGCCGGCCAUUGAAGUUUACAAACCACCGCUCUGACAUAAGGAUGACACGGUGGAGAGCAAUUUAGGUAAUCCAUCGACGAGUAGUGAUUUUUAGCAGAAGCUAAUAACGACCCGUGUCGAGCUUAAUAAUGCAGGCUACAACAUGCCAACAACAGCAACAACAAGGACAUCAACAGCAUCAACGCCCACAACCGUCAUACAUGUGACAGCAUUGCCCCCGACAACUACAGCAACAGCAACAAGUACAACCAACACGACAGCAACAAAUGCAACUACGACAACAUCAUCAACAAAAGCAACUUCAACAACAACAACAGGGACUGGUACUAAAACAGCAACAACAACUACUACUACUACAGCGACGAAGACGAUGACUACGACCACAACAGCAACUACUAGUUCUACUACGGAUAAUCUAUUUGUUCUUCCAUCAUAGUGUCAAUCAAACUAUAUAAAAAUUAUAACGAAAUAACAACAAGAACAACACUCUAGCAAACGAAUUAAAAACCGGAGAAAAAUGUAAAUUGAAAAAGAAAAAUUUGGGGGAAAACCAUAAAUCUCAUGAAAAUCCAGAACCAGAAUUAACAACAACAACAGCCACAAUAUUAAAUAAGGUAACAAACAGCAGCAGCAACAACAACAACAACAAUGCCCAAACGAAAUCAACUAAACUGAAACACAACAACAUCAACUACAGUAACAAAAAAAACCAAACCAAACAUGCACAUAUAUAAAUAAAUAUAUAUUUAUAUAUAUCUACUACUAAAUAAGUUCAUAAAUAUAUAUAUUUUUAGUGGAACAAUAAGAGUGGGAGAAAGAGAGAUGGAGAUAGAGAGUCGUAGAAAGGCCAAGCCUAUUGUUGGAAGGGAUUUUAUGGUCAAAUAAAUGAAUGAAUGGAUGGUCAGACGGCCGGUCAACUAUUUAGGAAACAGCCAAACAAAAUUAUAAUCAAAUCCCCCCAAAAACCCAUAUUAUGUAUACAGUCACACACACACAUAUAUAUAUAUACACAUCUAAUAAGGUAUAUAUUUUAUAAAUUAAUUUAUCGCCCUGGCUAAGCGAACACAAAACACAACUUUAAUCUGACCCGAAAACCAUAGAAAAAAAAUUUCCGACAACACACACACACAUAUAUAGGCAGAUAAACAUAAUAUAUGUAAUACCCCUUUUACACACAUAAGCAAGGACAAUAGGACUGAUAACCCAAACAUGG